AUGUCAUUGGGGCAGGGACAUAGCAGUGUCAUACAGGGAAUAACUGACUCGGGGCUGGUGAUACUGAACGCUGCUGGAGAGGAGACAGAUGAGGAAGACUACGACUCUGACUACACUUACGAUUCAGAUAUAGUCACCAGAGAUGCGCAGGCAGAGUGGGAGGAGAAUCUAGUCCAGCUAAAGACUUUGCUUAAUUUUGUACUCUUGCCUGUUAUAGGCAAGGUGCUUGGAAGGCGGUUUGCGAAUAGUCUGUGGGGGGCCAUAGCAGAGAGGAUAUUUUGA
Molecule: messenger RNA, 282 nt
Organism: Kuraishia capsulata CBS 1993
Lineage: Eukaryota; Fungi; Ascomycota; Pichiomycetes; Pichiales; Pichiaceae
Exons: 1
Coding region: 1-282 (93 amino acids)
Biological process (GO): protein insertion into mitochondrial outer membrane; mitochondrial outer membrane translocase complex assembly
Cellular component (GO): mitochondrial outer membrane
Source: RefSeq, a predicted model, not a curated record